Molecule: messenger RNA, 1710 nt
Organism: Gadus macrocephalus (Pacific cod)
Lineage: Eukaryota; Metazoa; Chordata; Actinopteri; Gadiformes; Gadidae
Product: ephrin-B2a-like
Exons: 5
Coding region: 250-1194 (314 amino acids)
Biological process (GO): blood vessel morphogenesis; ephrin receptor signaling pathway; axon guidance
Cellular component (GO): plasma membrane
Molecular function (GO): ephrin receptor binding
Source: RefSeq, a predicted model, not a curated record
UCCUGAGCCGAGUUGGGCGGUCCCAUGGUGCGCUGGUCUCGCCUCACAGUUGUUUACGCACACUUUUGGAGCGUAGCGUCACACCAAUCAAUCCUUCCAAAUUACGCUGUGGACUCCCUCAGGAUGGAAGGCGUUUGAUUUAUCAACGUGCAAUAUGCGCAUUGUAAAUAAGAAGUCAGAAAACAUGCGGACGCCGGAGUAUUUGGUGUGCACUGUUUUCUGAUCCCCGCUCCUCGGGGUUAUUAUGGGAUGGAGUCCGUCACUUGCUCUCACACAAUUUUGAUCUUGUUCAACUUGUUCUGCCCGAUUAGUUCGGCGGUCCUGGAGUCCAUCUACUGGAACAGCUCAAACACCAAGUUCGAGCCGGGUCGUGGCCUGGUCCUAUAUCCUCAAAUCGGGGACAAGAUGAACAUUGUGUGUCCGCGGGCGGGUGGCCGGGGUGGGGCUGGGGGGGAGGAGUUCUACCGGGUUUACCUGGUGACCCGCACUCAGCUCCAGAGCUGCACAGUGGACCAGAGUGACACGCCCCUCCUGGCCUGUGACAAACCACAGCAGGAUGUCAAGUUCACCUUCAAGUUCCAGGAGUACAGCCCCAACCUCUGGGGCCUGGAGUUCUUGAAGGGACGAGACUACUACAUCACUUCCACGUCGACGGGUUCUCUGCAGGGGAUGGGGAAUGCUGUUGGGGGUGUCUGUCGCUCCCGAUCCAUGAGCAUGGUGCUCCGAGUGGGACAGAGUCCUUCGGAUCCUCCUUCUGUUCCUCAGGAAUCCCCCACCAGGUUCCCCCCUAAAGAGCACAACGCCAACAACAAGGAAACCACAGGAACGGCCGAAAAAGAGGAAGAGGGGCUGGACCGGGGUCUGUUGCUGGGGGUGGUAUCAGGGGGCUUGGUCCUCGUCUUCUCCGUGGGGGUCCUGGUGGCCUGUGUCUGGAGGAGGAGACGUCCCCGGCGCUCUGAGGACAGGCUAAACCCCCCUCCGCCCUCGGCCCUCCCCCUCCAACGCUUGGGCAAGCGAGACAGCACCAGCAGUGAGGACCUGGACCCCCAGGCCCAGCUGGUGUUUCCUCUCCGGGGGUCCGAGGGAGCCCUCUGCCGUCACUACCAGCGCGUCAGCGGGGACUACGGCGCCCCCGUCUACAUCGUGCAAGAAGUCCCUCCCCAAAGCCCCACCCACAUCUACUACAAGGUCUGAUCGCGGCCUGUCAUUUCCUGUUUGCGCUAUGUCAUUUCCUGUUUGCUUGAUGUCGUCCCACCCUCCUAGCGGACAUCAAACAAGCGUCCACCAAAAGGUGUUUCUCAUCUCUACGCCCACGGAGCUAACAACACAUCCUAUCAUCCUUUGCACUACGACCAUGUGACCACCACUAAGGAUGGGUCCCUGAAGAAAAAAACGAUCUUCAACUUCAACUAUCUUCACUAAUAUCUUCAACCUGUAACAGAGAGCGAUGACGAUGAUGAGAGUGUCAACCCUAAACAUCUUAUCGUUAUCUUACAGCUGUUCUUCUUUCUGAUUGGAAGAAAUGGUGCAAGCUGAAUUCCUGUGUCUUGUGAUUCUGCCUUUCACCAUUUGAGGUCAGCGAUGUUUGAGUGGACCUGCAAUGUUGUUUAAAACAAGAGUUGAUGUGUAUAUAUCUACAAUCACACAUUCCUUAUAGAAUAUAAAAUAUAAAAUAAAAUAUGCCAUCCAUAUUAUUUAUAUAUCCCCUUU